AUGGCACAACCACCAUCGGAAGACCCAUUCCAUUGGGACACCGACAGGGUCUGCCAGGAGCUUUGCUGCGAUGGUGUGGAGUGGACUAACGAUGCCUCGGCUCUUGAGUCGCUCUUGCGUGAGAAUUUUAUGGAUGGCGAGACGCUGUUGACAUAUGAGCUCGCCUUUUCGAGAAAAGAGCUCAUAGAAUGUCUCGGCAUUACGGCCGCUCGCCAUCGCGCCAAACUUAUCAGGAAGAUUCUGCAGCUUCAGAAACAAAGUCCUAAGUUUCGUGAAGAAAAGAAGAGCAUCGAAACCGACGGCAUCAAUCAGGUCUUCUUGCACACUCAGAUGUCAACCCUCCCAGUUGCACCACCAUCACAAAGUCCCUUUGACAAAACGUCUUCUCCUCCUAUGCAACCGCUUUUUGCAAUUGCCGAAAAAGUAGGGCCGUUGGAAGAAUUCCCCCGAAAACGCCGUCGCAUAGCCCCUACUUUUGUUACGGACAUAUCGGCUAGCGCUGCUACACAGCGUAUGCCAGGCUUCGAAGAACCUGAAUUAGGCACCCCUCACAUGGUACGCGUUGCUGACGCUUCUUUCUCUGGAGAAGAAGUAUCUACCGCCUACCUCGGCAAGAAGGCGGUGGCAGACAUGGUUCCUCUAGAGCCUGACUACUCUUCAGAUAGCGGUUCGGACACCUUCUACUCGGUUAAUGCGCCACAACCGCGAGGGAAGACAAGAGCUAUCUAUUCUCGGCUGAAAAAAUAUCUCUUGAAAAAUAAUAGAAAGAUCCUCACAAUUCAGUCUGGGGUCAAGGUCUCUACUUCCUCCGACGGUGACCGAGACGUUAUUGACUUCGACGAUUUGGCAUCCCUGGACGAAGACACCAUCCGUGAGAUGGCGAACGAGGAAGCAGAGAGUAAACAAGCCAACUCGUCUUUUCUGGCCUCUGAGAAAAUCGAGGAAAUCAUCAACGAGGAAAUUUGCAAAUUCCAAGCUCAGUGGCAAGAAAACAAACUGCCUAAACUCGAGAGAAAAGCCUACCGUCUAUGGGGUCAAGCUAAAAAGCACAGUCUGUUGCGGCGAAAAGCAUUUGAAGCGCAGCAAGAGGCAAGGCACUUUCGCGAUCGUCUCAGUACCCUUACCCGUGAUUUGAGGGGCCUGCCGUGGAAGACGAGCGAAGAGUUGCGUUUUCAAACGUGCAUUGUCGAACAAACGGUGGUCGAUAAGCUGCGUCAGGAGUGGCUCGCCAACUUGUUCUCCUUGCGAAGUGUACCACCGAAACGUUCACAUCCACACACUCAAACACAUCAGCAACCCCGGCCGAGAAGAGUUAUUCACGGCGACCAGCUUUCAUCAAGCUCCGAAGAAGAAUCGAAUUUGGAGGACUUUAUUGUGGAUGACGAUUCUGUAUCUGCGCGCGCGAUUUCUCCUGUUCCACAACAAAACAUCCCCUCGCCUUCCACCAGUUGCCAUCUUCCACUUGCACACUCCAACAACCACAGCGUGCCGCACAGCCCUGUCUCCUCUGUCAUGGCUGAAACUAGUUAUCCUCAAACUGUCAUUGAUUUGACGAUGGCUUCUGAUGUCGAAAUGGAUGGCACAGCGGAGAAACUGCUGCAUCGCGGGUUUGACGAGUUUACCCAAGAUGCACUUGCGCAAAUCGGGGAGAAGCAUCCUAAGCAUUGGGCCCGCAAAGGGGACCGAUUUCGCCUUGUCAUUUCUAUAUUAUGGAGACUUGACAUUGAAAGGCGCGAAGCCUUCUUCCAUUGGCUUGGUGAAAACGGCGUCUCCGAUAUCUGGCGGGCAUUAAUCGACACUGCCCAAAGCAGAAUAGAAGCCACAGGCUCGUUCAAGCAAGGUGCGGUGUUUGAUUUGAUGCUCGUUUAUCUGAGUUUCCAGAAAUGCAAAUACCGGAAAGAGGAGAAGAUCUCUAAAUUGAAGCCUAAAGAUGUUGACAAAAUGGAACACUCAGAGAAGUCGUUUCCUUUAUUCUGUGAAUUUCUAGGAAGCAUUCAAAAUGGAUUCCCCAAGAGGAACCAAAUUGCUCGCCUCGAUGAGUUCGGUAUUGAGGGCUUCGUUGAAAUCGAUGGAUUUCCCGACCAGACCUCCACCAAGUCGGGUGGAGGCAAAAAGAAGAACAAGAAGAAGGCGAUUAUUCUCGAUAGGAGCGGUGUCGAAUUGCGCGAACGAGCAGAGCGAGACAUGCGAGAACAGGAGCGGCGUCGAGACGAGCUUCGUGCCUCUAUCCAGAAAAACAACACAGUCGAUGCCGCUUCUGCCCGAGCGCCGCGCUUUAUCAUCAAUGAGUCGAAAACAGACGACCAAAAUUUCAUCUAUGUCAACCCCCAGAUUUCUUGUCGCAUCAAAGAUCAUCAGAUCGAAGGCGUUAGGUUCCUUUGGAACCACAUUGUCCGCCACGAGAGCGAAAGACAGGGCUGCUUGUUGGCUCACACCAUGGGUUUGGGCAAGACGAUGCAGACGAUCACGUUUCUAGUCGCGCUGCGAGAGUCAGCGCUGACGGAUCAACUACGUGAUCAGAUCCCUAAGGACUUGCGCGAUUGGAAAGUUCUGGUCCUUUGCCCUGCAGGUCUGGUAGAGAAUUGGAAGGACGAGUUUGCCAUCUGGGCUCCUGAAAAGCUGAUGGGAAAUAUUGUUACCAUCGAAGCAGCGAAACCUCCCGCUCAGAGAAUCCAGAACGCCAAAGACUGGGUUCAUAAGGGAGGUGUGCUGAUUAUCGGCUAUACGAUGUUCAAGUCCGGAUUUAGAAAGGGUGAUGGAACCCCGACCAGCCUCGACCGGAUCCUGGUCGAUAAUGCAACGGUAGUGAUCGCGGACGAGGCGCACCUCCUCAAGGAUCCAAAAACGAAUAUUACACAGGUCGCUUCCGAAAUAAAGACGAGCAACCGAAUCGCCUUGACUGGCUCACCACUUGCAAACAACGUUGAAGAGUACUACGCAAUGAUCAAUUGGGUUGCUCCAAAUUUUUUAGGUCCACUGCAGGAGUUCAGGGACAUGUAUGCUACGCCAAUUCAUCAGGGCCUUUAUCAUGACUCGUCCAGCUCUGAAAAGCGAAUGGCUAUCAAGAUGCUUCAAGUUCUGAAGACGACCGCAGCUCCAAAGGUCCACCGCGCAACAAUUAAGUCAUGCCUGAAGCAUGAGCUUCCGCCAAAGGAAGAAUUUGUCAUUUCAGUUCCGCCAACUGAAAUACAGCGCAAGCUGUAUGACCUUUACAUACAGGGCAAUGGCUCUGACAGCAGCGACGACAGAGUCAACCAAGCCAAUUUGUUUGGCAUUCUGAACCAUUUGGCGCUCAUCUGUGCGCACCCGGCAGUCUAUCGCAAAAGGGCCAUUGAGCUGAACGUCAAGUCAGAAAAAGGGCACGAGGUGGCGAGGUUCCCCAUGGCAACAAUAGGUGAGGUUCUGAAGAUCACCGCUGGUCAAAGCUUGGAGCGCACCGAGCUCUCAUACAAAGUUGAACUCCUCAAUAAGAUUCUGGACCAAUCUGCUCGUCUCGGUGACAAAGUCUUGGUUUUUAGCCAGUCAAUCCCGACGCUAGAUUACCUGGAAAAACUCUUUGCAAGCCAGCGCCGGGAAUCUUGUCGACUGGAUGGCAACACCAAAAUUGACAAGCGCCAAGAGAUGGUCAAGAACUUCAACACCGGUUCGACGCAAGUGUAUCUGAUUUCCACGAAUGCGGGUGGUGUUGGUCUAAACAUCCAUGGUGCGAACCGAGUCGUCAUUUUUGACUUUAAAUGGAACCCUGUCUCAGACCAGCAAGCAAUUGGACGAGCCUAUCGUAUCGGUCAGCGAAAGCCUGUGUUUGUCUACCGUUUCGUGGUUGCUGGGUCAUUUGAGGAGGAUUUGCAAAACAAAGCAGUCUUUAAGACUCAGCUAGCAGCCCGAGUGGUGGACCAGAAGAACGUUGUCAGCUGGUCAAAACGACUCGCAAACCUGAUCCAUAAGAUCAAGCAUGUCGACGCCACUGAAUCCCGAUUCGACUUCAAGGGGAAGGAUGUCAUCCUUGACCACUUGCUAGAUCAUGCGGAUACAAGGGCCAUUACAUCUGUCAUGUCCUCUGACACGUUCGAAGAAGAAGACGAGACUGAAACACUGACGGCUGAGGAACGCAAGGAAGCCGAUAGCAUGGUUGAGCGGCACAACAUGCGGGUGGCGGACCCGGAAAAAUACAGCCAAAUGAUGCAGACAGAGCGAACUGGUAACAAUCAGAGAGCUGCUUCGCAUAUUGUUUCGGGCAAGCCGAAUAAGGACGGGUUCUCGGAGAGACCCGACCCUGCAUAUCAAUCAACCGGCCAUUACAGUUAUCUUCUUUCACAGUCUUCGGGCCCAGCCUCGGCUCCGGCUCCGGCUCCGGCUCCGGCUCCGGCUACUACAAAACGUUCGUUGCCCUCAUCCGGACCCAUGCCUAUGCUGGGCUCUAAUACCUUCUACGGCAACGGUGGUCCGAGAAUGACCGUAGUCCAGGCCUCUUCAGUGCCCAACAACGGAAAAUCUGCUUUCAACGCGGCGUCAAGCGCGGAGGCGCGAGAGCAGUUCCGACAGAAGUUGGCGGCUGCGCUGUCGGUGGUCGUGGCCCGAAAUCAACCUAUUCCGCUCGAUGCGCUUGCAAAAGCGGACUCCAUCACAGCUGAAAUCGAGGUGGCCCUGUCAGAGCGGAACGAAGGGCAUGCAGCUGAUACUCUACACUGGAACAUGCUGGCUGGGAAGGUUGAGAAUGAGAGGUUUCUUCUGGCAAUAGCAGCCGCCCGGUUUUCUGGACGGUUCCUGGGCGCGACCGAGGAGGGUGCCAUUCUCGAGCGCCUCCAGGACCUAGAACUUAUCUGCGAAAAGAAUUCCUUAGAUCUAAUUCGCGAGGGGGGCAAGUCAAAGGACCCUGAGGCGUUGGAGGACUUGCGAGCAAUACGACGGGCAUCGACCAUGCGAAACGGCGAGCGGCGAAGCGAUGUGCGAAGCGACCUGAGAAGCGACCUGCGGACUGACCAGGGGCCAGAGCUGCCAUCAUGGGCGAACAACAUUCGUGGACAGGGACGACUAGCAGAGAGUUUGCUGAGCAGACGGUGA
Molecule: messenger RNA, 5061 nt
Organism: Cordyceps fumosorosea ARSEF 2679
Lineage: Eukaryota; Fungi; Ascomycota; Sordariomycetes; Hypocreales; Cordycipitaceae
Product: SNF2-related protein
Exons: 2
Coding region: 1-5061 (1686 amino acids)
Cellular component (GO): nucleus
Molecular function (GO): ATP-dependent chromatin remodeler activity; ATP binding; protein binding
Source: RefSeq, a predicted model, not a curated record